Cryptomeria japonica (Japanese cedar) is the source of this 1688-nucleotide messenger RNA. Its product is annotated as histone deacetylase 19. The transcript is spliced from 5 exons. The record is from RefSeq and is a predicted model, not a curated record. NCBI's taxonomy places the organism in Eukaryota, Viridiplantae, Streptophyta, Pinopsida, Cupressales, Cupressaceae. Gene Ontology annotation, molecular function: histone deacetylase activity. Bases 228 to 1478 code for a protein of 416 amino acids.
CCUUGUCUAAAGCAGCCUGCAUAUCCUCAUUAACAGAGAGAUCAUGACAAGCAUAUCCUCCAGUUGAACCAUGGUCCAACAGACAUGAAUAUCGUAUUUUAAUAUUUGAUAGAGAUGGUCUGGACCAUGGUCAUUCGGUUUUCACUUAUUAUGGAUCUUUGCAUGGACUGUUAUGGCAGCUGUGUGGGGCAGGAGUUAUUGCGCGAUCAAGGAGAAGAGACUAUCCAAUGGAGGCCGGAGGGAUUUCCCUUAGUUCUGGAUCAGAUGGGAUAGGGAGAAAAAUAUCUUACUCUUAUGAUCCAGAUGUGGGAACUUAUUACUCUGGACAUGGGAAUGCUAGGAAGCCUCACCUCAUACGAUUGACACACUCUCUUUUUGUUGCAUAUGGUUUGUACAAGGAAAUGGAAGUUGUUAGGCCCUGUCAUGCAGGAGAUAGAGAUCUAACAAAGUUACAUGCAUUUUUGAGUGGAAUAGCUCCAGAGACAGUGCAGGACCAAGCCCAAGCAUUGGAACGGUUUAAUGUUGGAGGUAACUGUCCAGCUUUUAAUGGGUUGUAUCGAUACUGUCAAACAUAUGCCAGUGGCUCUAUUGGCUGUGCCGCGAGACUUAAUUUCAAACUAUGUGACAUUGCCAGAGGUCAUAGUCAUGCUAAAAAAUGUGAGGCAUCUGGAUUUUGCUAUGUAAAUGACAUUUUUCUGUCCAUUCUGGAGCUAUUGAAAUAUCAGAAGAGUGUUUUGUAUGUUGAUAUUGACGUUCACCAUGGUGAUGGAGUCGAGAAGGCCUUUUACACAACUGAUAGGGUCACGACUGUCUCUCUACACAAAUUUGGAGACUACUUCCCUGGUUCAGGUCAUAUCCAAAACAUUGGAUAUGGGAAAGGAAAAUAUUAUGCCCUUAAUGUUCCCUUGAAUGAUGGAAUUGACGAUGAAAAUUUAAAGUCUAUAUUUAAAUCCAUUCUUCAACAAGUGAUGAUUGUCUAUGAUCCUGAGGCAGUUGUACUUCAGUGUGGAGCUAAUUCCUUGGCUGGAGACAGACUAGGCUAUUUUAAGCUUUCUGUGAAAGGGCAUGCAGAAUGUAUACUACGAUACAUGAGGUCGUUCAAUGUUCCACGUUUGCUCUUGGGUGGUGGUGGAUUCACAAUCCGUAAUGUUGCUAAAUGCUGGUGUUAUGAGUCAAGAGUUGCAGUUGGUAAAGAGAUUGAUGAGAAAAUAUGCCAGCAUGAUUGUUAUGAGUAUUAUGGACCACAUUAUAGUAAUAAUGUGGCUCCAAGAAUUGUGGAAAACAAAAACUCAAAACAGACGUGGGAUGAAGUUAGGUCCAAAGUUCUUGAGAAUAUUAAUAAAAUGCUAUGUGCGCCAAGUGUCCAAUUUCAAGAGCGCCCUCCAGAUACUGAUUUCCCUGAGCCGGCAGAAGAUGAUUAUGAUGCGGGCCGUAGAAGUAGUAAAUGGGUCGGAGCAAGUCCAGAGAAUGGUUACUGAACUUAUCUCAUUUGUAUGUACACAAAUUCUACUAAAAUGGUUACUAUGCUGGAAAACAUAUCUGGAUAGGCACCAAAAAGAAGUAUUGUGUACGCAAAAAGUUCUACCAUCCAUUUAAAGUGAAGAAGAACUUAUUUCAAUGCUACCAUCAGAAAGACUGUUUCUGUAUCCAAUAUGUUAACACCCCAGAUUACUUUUUGACUCUUGAUA